CGUCGUAAAUUGGUACGCAAAUUAUAUUCGUGUACAUAUACAUAGGUACGAGUCAUAGAAUAGGUGAAGAGUCUCAUUUAUGUACGAUCAUCGUGAACAGGUGGACGUCGAGGUCGGUCGGUUUGUUGCGUGAAACGAGGCCCGAAUUCAAUAAGCAAAUUGUAGUAACAGGUCAUAAGACGUUCACCUUUGAAGGAGACGGAGGGAGAAGACCGAGGGGAUCGAACGAAUUUACCUCGUCCCUUCUCUAGUCCUGCUUCAAUCAGCUUCGUCCCUGCUACAAAGCAGCGUCGUGUCUCUAUCCUUAAUUAUUCCACACCUGUAUCUUCUGUCUUCUACGAGAAUUAUUUUAUCUUGCCUGAAUGUGGUUGCUUGGUGAUCCAACGAGCGACAUUGGCCGCUGGAAAAACUGGAACAGCCGUUGCCCAUAAGCAGCGUUGCUUCAAGACCUUGCCAGUUUGUCCUUGUAACCGAAACACAUGUGCCAACCACGCUCUUAAACCACGCAUCGUCCAACUAUCAUCCCUGUGUUUCUUGCGGUCGCCUUCGAUCGCACGAGGGUGGGCAAGAAUAGAAAGAGUAAGAAGUUUUCUCUCGUGUAGCCCGAUUAUACAAUGGAGAAGAGAGCUUGGUUGAUCGACGGAUCGAAUUCGGUGAAUCGAUAAAAUUAUCCGACACGUUCUUCUCUGGCUAACGAGUACAUCGUCGAGGAUAACAACGAGACAAACGAGUGAACGAAUGUGCAGAGCGACAGAACGAGAGAAUGUACGGCUGGCAGCUUUGGACAUGGGAUAGAUGAUAGAUUGCGAAUAAUGGGGUGGUAGAGCAAAUAGGAAACGCAAAAUGGAUUGGGUGCCUCGGCUCAGGUAGCCAGAGACGACAAGGUCGAGGGCUCCAGGGCGGAUAGGCCCCGAGCUGUUUAGCAAAGCUCCCCUUCUCUUUCUCUAUGCAUUCAGUCGAAUAAAGGGAACACAUUUCCUCAUUAACGUUAUUGGUGAGAGUAUUACUUCUGAAAGACUGCAUUUCCUUUUCUGCCAUCUGCCGAUCGACGUUGUGCAAAAAGACUGAAUUUAAUAAUCAAUAAUCAACCGAGGAAUUCAAGCCGAUUGAUCUAUGCGUCAGAUCCCGGUGGAUUUGUUCGAAGAAGAAGAAGAAGAAGAAGAAGAAGAAGAAGAAGAAGAAGAAGAAGAAGAAGAAGAAGAAGAAGAGGAAGAAGAAGAAGAAGGAGAAGGAGGCCAAUACGAAUUUACUGGUGAUCACUGGUCCAACGGAACGUUAGCGUUUGACUCACGAAAAGACUGAACACACGUUGAUUCAUUAUUCAGAGAGAAAAAGGAGAUCCGCAUAUCGCGUUCUAUAGGAAUCUGUUUUCAUUUAUCGUGCUACGCAUACAUAUCUUUCGGGAUCUCACGUAAUUGUUGUCACACACCUAUCUACACGUUGUAUACACAGACAGCUUGUCACACCAUCUAUACGAGCUUUAAGAAAUUUCUGACGAACGUAUAUACAAAGUGACGUGCGCGUCUCACUACGCGAAUUUUCGACUAUUAUACAUAUUGGAAAUAUGUCGCGUAUAUAUACAUGCGUGUAGAAACAGAAUAUAUAUAAUAUAUAAUAUAUAUACAUAUAUAUGUACACAUGUAAAAAAAAAAACUCUUUCGCUGCCUAAUUGAAGUAUUGGCGUAUAAAGUGUUGUGUGCGAUUCGGUAAAAGGACAAGUACGCAAACCCGUAUCGUUGUACCUAUUCUUUUUUUCUAUGAAGAGAAUUAACGUUAGAAAGAUGUUUGACUCGAAGGAAGAAAUGUUCUUUCGUUCUUUGUUUAUCUAACGGGACUCUUAUCAAUUUAUCGAGAAUAUUAUUGACGGCGCGCAACGAACAAUUAGAAAAGGAAAGUCAUUUAGAGUCAGUGAGAAGUGUAGUUGAAGUGUGAUCGCUGCCAGCAACAAAGCAGGAUGGGUUGUGGACAGAGCAAAAUCGGCAAUAUCUAUCCGAAGAAUAAGAAGAACAAAAAUAAUACCGGCAAGAAAAACGGAGAUUCUGUCGGUUCUGCAUCUGUGGAACAGAAAAAUGGUAACGGUAGCGCGAAGAACAACAAAACGAAUAACAAUGGGGUCGAGGUGAACAGAAACGAGGAACAAAAUGGUUCUAGCGAGGUCAAAAGCCAAGCCAAGAAGAAGCCGAACGCACCUGGGAGCGGUCCUCUGUUGCAACAAGCAGAGAUAUCCACCAGCCAACUCGACUUCUUCAAGAUGCUUGACGAGAAAAUCGAGAAUGGACCAGACUACGACGAAAGUCUCGACACAACAGCCAGAGCUGAACGAGUAUCGAAUCUUCUUCGUCAAUGGGAACUAGCAAGCGUAACCUGGUCGAGUGUGUCGGAUCUGAACAACGCGUCCCCGUCCGCGAUGAAGAACCGUGGCUCAGGGCUGAACGCAUCCCGGCAGAGUCUAAGCGCGAAAGACAGAGAAGGAAUGAGGAAUAUAGUCGGUGGUAGACCGGAGAGCGCGCCUAUUUACAUGAGAAACGCGAAUCGCGUAGACGGUCUCCAAGAUACUCACUGCCCAUCGCCAAGUAUGCCGAGGCACGUGUUAGAGUCGAUCACCCAGAGUCCGACCCAGAGCUUAAAAAAUGUCACGCCGCCUGGAUCCUCUCCAACCGGUCUGCGUUAUCCAGAUAGUUAUAAGGAAUGCAACGCUAAUCAGACAUCCGCGAAGACCGUGAAGGUUCAUUACGGUGCUCAGAAUCCUGUGAAUGGAGAAUACGUGACACAACAGGCACUCUAUCGCGAACAGUAUUUGCAACAAACCGGGAUAAUCACGGUACCUUCGCAAUAUUCGGCCGGUUCGCCUGGUGGUAAUGUCCUUAGGAACAAUCCAUACGUGCAACAAUAUCAGAUCAGCAACCCGCAACACUUCACCACAUCGAGGAAACGAGGCUUCAACGCCGCCCAAAUGACGUGACCGGACUGGCAGUACACUACCAGAUAAGACUGACACAACACACACACACACCUACACAGACACACUUUGCGAAUCAAGAGAGAAAACGACGAGCAGGACUCUACGAGGGUCUCUCGGGUUCUUCGUCAAGAUGACUUUAUUCGCGUGAAUAGUAGAGGAGAGAGAGCCCGUCGAGGCUGGAGACUGACCAACAAACGGAGAAGAUACCACGGAUGUUUCUCUGCAUGUUCCUAAAGAUAUCGUACACAUUUUUUUCGUUGCCAUUGGCGGAUGUUCAGCAAACAGCAACCACCCAACGGACAAAACACGAGUGCAAAAUACUUCGGUAUUGGCCUAAAUCAUUCUGCGAUCCAUUUAAAGGAGAAAACAAACAAGAUAUAGCACCGUCUCCGCGUAAAAUCUACAGUUCACGAAAUUCUUCUCUAUAAGUGCCAAAAUGCUAUUAUACAUGUAACAAGCAAUCUAAGUGUCAUGGGAAAAAUUGUCAGAGGGAGAGAGAGGGAGAGAGUGAGAGAGAGGGAGAGAAAGAGAGAGAGAGACAUUAUCCGUUGAACCAAUACUCCGUUCUUUGUAAUUCAUGUAAAUGAAACUUUUUCAAUGUAUAUACAAUAUAUAUAUAUAUAUGUAUAUUAUAUAUGUGUACAUUAUAUGUACAUAUAUACAUAUAUAUAUUUUUUCGUUUAUUCUUGUUUCUUUUUUUUUUUUAUCGGUAGCAUGUCUACGUACCAUUGGUAAAUGUAAAUUUCUAUAAGGGAAAAAGAGAAACAAAAUGAAAAAAAAAAAAUAUAAAAGAAUAACACACGCGAGCGCGAAUUUCGCUAUAGCGUUUUGUAUAAUUGUGUAUUACCAACGUAUUCCGAGAUAUAUAUACUUCGCAUAUACGUGUGUAUGCAUUUAUGUAUGUAUCUGAGCUGACGGGAGGGAAGGAGUAUAUAGAGAAUGGGAAGAGCAGCAGAUGUAGGGUCUUACUUGUACCGUGUAUAGAUUCAUUGUAUGUAUUGUAUGGAUACAUUUAACUUACCGUGAUGAUUGUAUAUUUAUAUGUUGACCAUGUUUAAAGUUAACGAUAUAUAUAGUUGAUGAUGAGAGUUUUAUAUUUCAUGUUACAAAUAUGCUCUAUAUUGUGAAAUACACUUAAUCGAAAUCGCUGCAUCACCGUCGAACACUGACAACUAUAUUUUGUUUCGUUGAGCAAUUUCCUUUUUUUUUUUAUAAAUAAAUUCGUAAUUUUUCCCCAACAA
Bombus pyrosoma is the source of this 4203-nucleotide messenger RNA. RefSeq lists its product as uncharacterized. The record is from RefSeq and is a predicted model, not a curated record. NCBI's taxonomy places the organism in Eukaryota, Metazoa, Arthropoda, Insecta, Hymenoptera, Apidae. The coding region runs from base 1955 to 2962 and encodes 335 amino acids. The transcript has 5 exons.